GAGCAACACCAACAAACCAGCGGCAACCCAUCAUUUCGUCCAAACCACUUCCUCUCUCUCCACAUAACUUAUAUAUCAAUCUAGUGCUGUAUAUAGUCUAGCCGGAUUCCUACAACAACCGCACUUAGCCCCAUUCCGCCUAACGCCCCCGAAACCGGAGUGGUCCAGCAUUGGCCUUCCAUCCCGCAGCCCGCGGCACAAAAACUCACUCGGCUCCAACCCCCCCUACUAAGCAAGCUAGUAUCAUAAUAUUAUCAUAACCUAGACACCGGCGUCGACAAAGUGGGGUGCAGUGCAAAUCGCCCGUCUGCACACUUGGCCAACAUUCACGCACGCAUAGCACCCAGCACUACAGGCGUAUAUACAAUAUAAUACACGGUCCGAGUCGCGCAGACGGGGCCGACGGAGCAGAGACGAGUAUAAUACUGUACUGUAGAUUGAGCGAGAACGCCUCCUUUUCCUCCCAUCCACCGCGAACCGCCACGGCCACCCCCACUAUAAUAAUCGUAUAGAGAAUAAAGGGAAAAGAAAAAAGAAAAAAGAACAUCCAAGAAGGACCACCUAACCAAAAACCCCAACAAAUAUAGUGCGUUGCAAUGUACUUGUAUCUCUCCGGAGUGGCCUCGAUGGCCAAGCGAACGAGCGAAAACCUAGAGCUCUUCAUUCAUUCGCACCCCCCUCCCCCAACGUCGCAGGCCUACUACUAUCCAUUCCAGUUCCUCCCCCAGCAGAAAAAAAAACCCACCAGGACCCGCGAUCUUGGGCACGCCAUCCGGAAUCGAGGUGAUCAGUCCCCGACCCCCCUUCAACCCCUCCGACAACGGGAAGACCAGCACAAGAGUACAUAUUCACUAGUGGCCUUCAAGGGCAGAGAUAUUGCCCCGAACAGGACAUCAGCGAUUUUAUGCCCCCCCACGCACCACGAUGGGGAACAAGACACCGUAGCCGAUUUCUCAGACCUUAAGCCCUACAAAUGCGCUCCCUGUGGGGUGGGAUGUAAACGCCAGACGGAUCUUGAUCGACACUUCAGGACAAGUAGAGCCCAUAGCAUGCCGAAGGGGCCGGCUUGUCCAGUGGGGGGCUGCAAAUGUGUCGAUAAAUUCACCAGGCCUGAUAACUUCAAGGCACAUUAUAAGAAGCAGCGUGGAAAGAGCGAUGGUGAGGCUGAUAAGUAUAUCAGCAUCUGGAGGAAGAAUGGCUGUCCCUAGUACGGCGGGUCAAAUGUAGGACAGGGGCAAAAAAAAAACUCUCGCAAGUGGCAACGGGAACCAUGCCAAGUGCUAAGGCCGGGUAACCCCAAUCCCAGGUAUAUUUGUGUG
Tuber aestivum (summer truffle) is the source of this 1319-nucleotide messenger RNA. The record is from the annotation of a GenBank genome assembly. NCBI's taxonomy places the organism in Eukaryota, Fungi, Ascomycota, Pezizomycetes, Pezizales, Tuberaceae.